Solanum pennellii is the source of this 1644-nucleotide messenger RNA. RefSeq lists its product as uncharacterized. The record is from RefSeq and is a predicted model, not a curated record. The transcript has a single exon. The coding region runs from base 1 to 1644 and encodes 547 amino acids. NCBI's taxonomy places the organism in Eukaryota, Viridiplantae, Streptophyta, Magnoliopsida, Solanales, Solanaceae.
AUGGCCCCCAAAGACGGAAAUGAAUCGGACAAUGAUGAGGAGAUCCAAAACCAGAUGACUUUACAAGAAACAGGGACAACAGAAGAGAUAAGGGUGUUAAGACAACAAAUGGAAAAGAUGUACGAGGCUUGGAUGAAUGGACAACCUCCACCGUCUUCAAUCCGAGACUAUUUUAAUACAAAUAUGUCUCACCCUAUCCAGGUGUCGACAAGCAAUCCGAUAUAUCCCCCUGGAUUCGGCCCCUAUGCUAACACAUCCAAUGUCGCUGGAACUUCUAUGGUGCGCCCUUCGAAUGCGCCUGUGAUAAGUAAUCCACUCUUUGUGUCAACUGCCCCGGCAAACAGCAUCCUGCAGCCAACGAUGGUGCCCAAAUCAAACAGCGAUCCUCCGCCCAAAGUUCGGCGUGAUCUGAGUUACACUCUUGAAGAGGCCAUUAAAAUUCGAGGCUCUCAUCACCACAUUCAUCAAUAUAGUUCCCCUGUCGAAAUUGAGAAGAUGGUCAAGAAUGAGGAACAUGAAGAAAUGACUAAGAAAAUGAAGAAUUUGGAACAGAGUAUAAGAGAUAUGCAAGGACUAGGAGGCCACAAAGGCAUCUCGUUCAGUGACUUGUGUAUGUUUCCUCACGUCCAUUUCCCUGCUGGUUUUAAAACUCCAAAGUUUGAAAAAUACGAUGGUCACGGAGACCCCAUAGCUCAUCUAAAGAGAUAUUGCAGCCAAUUGAGGGGUGCAGAGGGCAAAGAAGAGUUACUUAUGGCCUAUUUUGGGGAAAGCUUAGUAGGGAUUGCAUCUGAAUACUUCAUAGAUCAGGAUAUCACCAACUGGCACACAUGGGAUGAUUUGGCUCGAUGUUUUGUACAGCAAUUCCAAUAUAAUAUUGACAUUGUUCCAGAUCGCUCCUCGUUAGCCAACAUGAGGAAAAAGACCACAGAAAAAUUUCAUGAAUAUGCUAUCAGAUGGAGGGAACAAGCUGCUAGGGUUAAACCACCGAUGAAAGAGUCAGAGAUGAUUGACGUUUUUCUCCAGGCGAAAGAACCUGAUUACUUUCGCUAUCUGCUUUCUGCCGUUGGGAAGACAUUCGCUGAAGUUAUUAAGGUAGGGGAAAUGGUGGAAAAUGGCAUCAAGUCUGGAAAGAUUGUAAGUCAAGCUGCCUUAAAAGCCACAACACAAGUUCUUCAAAAUGGUUCUGGAAAUAUUGGAGGGAAGAAGAGAAGGGAGGAUGUGGCCGCUAUUGUAUCAGCGCCUAGGACUCAUGUCCGAGGUAAUUCCGCACAACAAUAUUUUCCUUCCCAAGCUCCACAAUAUUCUGUCCCAUACCCUCCAUAUCAUGUUUUUAAUGCACAACCUAUUGCACCCCCUUCUUAUCCACAAUGGCUUGCACCAACUCCACAAAAUCAUCCACCACCCCCACAAGUUCAUCAAAAUACUGCUAGAAUUCCUUUCCGUCCUGGACUACAAUACAAAAAGGGAAAUGGCGUUAAAGAUGAGUUCACUCCUAUUGGGGAGUCAUAUGCUAGCUUGUUCCAAAAAUUAAGGACGUUGAAUGUUUUGAGUCCUAUUGAGAGAAAGAUGUCGAAUUAUCCCCCGAGAAAUUUGCAUUUUUCUCAACAUUGCGCAUAUUGUUCUAAUGCCCAGGGCACAACGUAG